Messenger RNA from Phytophthora sojae, 378 nucleotides. RefSeq lists its product as hypothetical. The transcript is spliced from 2 exons. Lineage: Eukaryota; Oomycota; Peronosporomycetes; Peronosporales; Peronosporaceae. The record is from RefSeq and is a predicted model, not a curated record. The annotation marks the transcript as partial.
AAGCUGCGUCUGAUCAAGAAGGCUGAGAGCUCCCCCGCUGUCAAGUAUGAAGACCUGGCCCUUUGGGCCAAAGUCGAGUUCGGUCUGCAAAGGCCCCCUGGGAAAGCCACCAUCGGCCGCAUCAUCUCGGGGGCGUAUCGCGCUGUUGCGCCAGCCUCACGAAAGUGCUCAGCGCAAGAACAAGCCGCGGAGGGAAUAUGCCUCAGCGGUGCAAUGAUCGUCUUCUAUGCUACGGUGCUAGCCAAGAAGUUGGGCACCCCUAGACAUACAGUCGACUUACUAACUGCCAUGAAGUGGUGCGAGUCUGCGUGGGAUAAUGUGUCAGCUUCUACAAGUGCUGGUUGCACUCCACGCUCAUUACAUACAAACUUCAGCUGA